ACAACUCUCCUCCUCCCCUUGAGCUAAGCCACUAGAAAGAACUGUCGUUCGAUGCGCGCGUUUCCGUGAUCUGUUUUUUUCGACACCCUCGCUUGAACGUGCCCAAACAUCUUCGCAUUUAGUUCGCCGGAAGAUGUUGCGACCAAUUUGGCUGAGAAGAGUACACAUUGCGACACCACGUACAGAUGGGAGGGCGGGAGCAGGCGACUUGCACCCUUCGGGCAGUCAGAAUGGAUUUCGCUGGCUCUGGUCCGUACCAUCUCCGAUGAAGUCGCAUAGAAUCAAGUUGGCCAUUGUUCGCCGAGAACGAGUUCGUGGGAUCUAGAUUUGGACUAAGCAGAACCCCAAAUGAAGCAGAUGGCUGUCUGCUCCAUCAGUCGCUUUCCGUGCCACACAUAUUUCGGGAUAUGGGCGUAUCACCGAAUGGCUUUGCCGCAGAAUGCAAUCGAUGGCGAUGGAAGAAUCCGACACUGUCGAGUCAGAUUGCCUGGCGCCUUGUUCGUGGCGUCUGCUGAGAUUCAAAUGCAUCGCCCAGCCUGUGAUGGAGACGUCACCCGCCUUUCACCUUGCCUCUCUUCCUCCCUCACAUGUCGUCCUCUCUAGGGACCAUGACCGAAAACGCUGAUUUCGUGCGGUUUUCGUAUCCGGCCAUGCUCCCUCCUCCCGCACCGCGGCCCCGGCCGCUGUGGAGCGUCAUCAAAGGGAUACCGGGGUCUAUGCAGCUGGUCGCGGUUUCGUGGAACAGCAUGCGCAACACUUGGGCUUAUGGCUACAUCGUGGACGGACUCAAGUUUAUCGCUGCCGGCGCGGUCGUUGAAACUGUGAAGCAGGCGGUGGUCUGGCUAUAUCAGCGCUUGAAACUGCGAUAUUCAAUCAGCGCUGAAUUCGUCUUGGGGGAUCCAGCUUAUGAAUGGGUUGUCAUGUUUCUGGUGAAACCUGAGGGGAAGACUGAUAACAACGUGUGGCAAUAUGCACAAGACUUCCGGGUGUCGUCCAAGAGCUCCAAAGUCGUGUACGGUGUGACGGUAUCGGCUGACCCCGAAAUUACGGGCAAUGCCGACUAUGUUCCGACCUACGAAGCGCCGCAGUUGUUUCGAUGGCGCGGGCACUGGGUUGAAGUGCAGCGCUACCGCAUACAAACUCAGGCUCCGAAUGGACAGACGCAGCAAACGGUCACCCUUUCCAUCACCAUAUUCACGCGGCAGAUAUCAGUUCUGUCUGAAUUUGUCGAGGAAGCCCACCAGAACUAUCAGCUGAAGAGUAAGCCAUACGUGACCAUCUUCCUCGCCGAUUCGCCGGGAUACGGGGGGUCCUUCCUGUGGACGGUCAAACGGAAGCCUCAACGACCGAUCGAGUCUAUCAUCUUGCCAGACGGGGCUUUGGAUGACUUGAUUGCGGAUGCGCGACGAUUCUUCGCUGCUGAAGCUUGGUAUCAUCGAGCAGGCAUUCCCCAUCGGCGAGGAUAUCUGUUAUUUGGGCCUCCUGGAACCGGCAAAAGCUCCACUAUCCAUGCCGUUGCCGGUGCUCUCAACCUCGAAGUUCAUUCGUUCUCUUUGGCCUCUGGAUUCGUAGAUGAUGCAUUCCUCCAACGGGCGAUUUCGACCAUUCCCAAGCGGAGUCUUGUGCUUGUUGAGGACAUCGACUGUGCGCUGCCGUCUCGAGAUUCAGACGAUGACGACUACCGUCCAGAUCGAAAAGGCGGUGUCACUCUUUCGGGUCUGCUCAAUGUGAUUGACGGCAUAGGCAGUGAAGAGGGAAAGCUCUUCUUUGCAACAACGAACUACGUCGAUCGUCUAGAUUCUGCGUUGAUGCGUCCAGGGCGAAUCGACUAUCGUGUGCGGUACACGCUAGCCACGAAAGAACAGGCCCGCAGGAUGUUUGAGCGAUUGUUUGAGGAUUCCGAGGAGUCGCUCGAGAAGCCGAGGAAAUUGAGCCAGACCGAAGUAGCAGAGCUCGCUCAACGAUUCGCUGAUGGGAUUCGUGACUACGAGUUCUCGCCGGCCGAGCUGCAAGGUUAUCUGCUGCGGAACCGGGAGCGCCCGGUCGCUGCUGCUGACGAAAUCAAAGCCUGGGUGACGCAGCAGAACGAUAUGAAACGGGAGAAGGAGGAGCUGCGAGAGGAAAGACGAGAGCGGGCGCGCGAGAAUCGAGCUAGGAUGGAGGCUGCGAGGUAUCCUCCAUACGCUUACCCUCCCUACUCGGAUCCACCGCCCCCGAUGCAAACGUCACCUAGUCAAGGUGAUGCGGCCGCGGCUGGUGUCGAUGAUUCUGACAGAGCACCGGCACCUGUCCUUGCAUCACCUGACUCGGAGUGCGUUCAGCCCAAGGUCAAUGGCAUCCACGCGUCUGACUAAGGCAUGAAGCACGGAGUUUCGAGUGGAGGGCUGAGCUCAUCACACGAUCAAUCUAAACAAUCAGCUUCGGUUCCCAGCGCAAAAAUGAAUCUCACGCCAUGAAACAGAGCUAGUGUUCCCUUGGUGCUUUCGACAUGACCAUGCCCUUCGACGUUUCGGCGUCCGAUUGUGCCCCCGUGAUGACUGGUGUAGGCACGACAUGUUGUGAGCAGACGGGUUGACGUCGUGUACUGAGUUGUGGACAUUUGGUAGAGAGCCGUUACGGCCAGAUGAACUGCUUUGUGUCUGGCACAAGAACGCGAUUUUGAGUGCAAAGUUAGUGCCGGCUCAGCAGAAGCAGAUUUGGAAUUCUGCUAGAAGGAACCAGGUACUCGUUCGGUAAUUGUAUUCAUCAGUGACAGGGCAGAUCGCUGUUGGAAUCGAUCAGCCAUCAAACCCGCGUCGUUUGUUCUUCCCUUCUUGAGCAUGGCCGUCCCUGUCACUGUCGGACGACAGUCCUCUCUUACUUCCUGUUCUCACCUGGUUUGCUCACGAGCAUCGCUUCGGCCCUCUCCCUUGCGCUCUUUCCUUCCGCCACACACACUGGGAUCUGGCCCUGGUGGCGCGCCCAACCAUCGAUCUCUUACAGAGCGCCGAUCGCCCACUACUCGUUGCACAUUUGAAACGCGCGUCAGGACUGGGACGACGAAUUAAAUAUGCCUAGCUUGACGCUCAUGGCCUCCAUCACGACCGCAUCUGCACCUGGGUCAGCACCUUCACCGGUUCCACGGCCCUCACUACUCUUGCCUAUUGUCGUCGGAGGGACCAUCGGACUGCUCCUAUCCGUCUCACUCAUGCUGGUCGUCCGUCAUUUCCGCCGCAAGAGCAAGGAGCCCUCGGGGAGUCGGGAGGUGCAGGCUGGAGAAACGGUUUCGCGCAGCCAUCCCGCUGCGUUGAUGAUUACGCCUGCGCAGGGGAAAGGAACCCCGCGUUUCAUACACACGCCAGGUACCAAUAUGCGUAUCGCGACUAGGCGGCCUGAUGGCGCCUGGGACUUUGCCGACCCGCGAGCGCCAUUCACGCCCGAAAUCAUUGCCGAUGUACCCCAAACGACGGACCAGUCCUCGGCUGCGCACUCUCCCUACUCAUACGGGCCUGUUCCGGGGAGUGUUGCUGAGCUUCAGCCGCCCCCGCAGGUGGCGUCGCUGCACUUCGGAUCGCCCUCGAAGUCCGAGUCGCCGUCGCCCUGGAGAACGCAUUCGCCAGCAGGGUCUACUGCCCCACUGCUACCGCCGCCUUCGCUCGCCAGCCAUUCGCUAAAUGGAUCCGCGUAUUCCUCCAACGAUUCUUUCCUGGAGAUGGACUCGGAGCCGCUGUCAAUCUCGUCACGAGGCAUGGAAAGUGUCAGUGCGUGGGCCCGGGAUGUGCGAGCACCCAAUGCAGGCAGUCCGCUUCGGGAUCCGCCGAUGACAAGGCCCGAGCCGAGGAGACCUCCGCGACCCUCUCAAGACCUUGACGACCCGACGAUGCCUGCAGGGUAUCCCACUAGAUCACCAGCUUCUCGCCAGAUGCGAACAGGAUCCGAUGCUGCUGACCGAGAGCCAGCGCCGCGUGUGCCGAGGAGGGGGCCGCCUGCAUAUUUGUAACCAUUUGGACUUUCUGCGCCCUUUCAUUCAAAGUAUUGUUAUCAGAUACAGUCUCUGUGUCAAUUGUACCCAUGUGCCCCCCUUUUUGGACUCGUGUGAAAACCGAGGAGCUUCUUCAUCCCAACGGAUAUCCGGUCCCG
This is a messenger RNA of Mycena citricolor, 4119 nucleotides long. The record is from the annotation of a GenBank genome assembly. NCBI's taxonomy places the organism in Eukaryota, Fungi, Basidiomycota, Agaricomycetes, Agaricales, Mycenaceae.